UCCUCCACAUGUCAGAGGGAAAUGUUGUACACAUUUAAUUAAUUUAUUCUAUUAUGUUGUAUUGAUCUGAACCCUCAAUAGUAUUGAGAAACAUAUGUUAAAGAAUGAGUUACGGUGGAAAAUAACUUUUGGUGAUAGUAUGUACUUGUAGUUAGAAUUUAUAUAUUAAAAAAUAAUCCCACAUUUACCAUCCGCAAUAUGCGAUAUUCUGAAAUGGUCCACAGUUUAUAUUUAGUAUCUAAAGUACAUGUAUGAUAGUGCCUUUUGAAAUGUAAACGUUUAUGUAAAGUAAUUUUUAUAUAAUAUAUACAUAUAAUACAUAUAGAUAUUCUUGACAUUUAAAUACAAGUAAAUAAUAUUUUAGUCCAAUUUUUUUUUAGUUAUGAAUGAUGUUGCAAUUAACAUAAUGGAACGUGUUAACAGCUUAAAAAAGCAUCUUGCGUUGUAUCGUAAUUUUUUUUCUUAAAUCCGGGCAAUUUGAAUAAAAUGCAAUAUUAAUUUCUAUUUCUCACGUUUUUCCAGAUUUUCUUUUACAAAACAAUUAACCGAUAAAUGAAUGGAGAAAUCAAUCAGCAGAUUAAUCUAUGGAUUAACAAUGAAUGAACACCUCAAUACAAUACAGUGAAAAACCCAGUUAUGCGUGAAUAAUAAUCCAGUUCUAUAAUAGUAACAGACACGGGGGGGACAUUUUAUAGAAGGGAAGGGUCGUCUUUUACUUUGAAUACGUUACACUUGUACUUGUGAAAGUGUUUAGCAUUUAGGGGGAUUCAUUAGCGGAAUUUAAGAAGAAAAAAACACGUUUUUUUUAAAUCGGCUUUAAAAUCUCCUCAAAAUAAGACUCGUUGUGUUUGCGAUGUGUGAGACCUCGUGCAGCAGUGAAUAUCGUGCGCGAUCUGAUAAUCCCUGUUCGGAUUAGGUAAAGCCUUGAACAUAAAGUGGGUUCAAAACGCCAUGGCAACGGCAAGAGUGGAGCGAAACACGGAGUGCGAACCGCGCAGUGGAUCCUCCCCCGUGCGCCGCCUCGGAUACGAUCUGAACCGACUGAUAUUGUCGCUUUUGCGCGUGUCCGGCCCACGCACGUGCCUCCCGAGACUGGAUUGGGGUUAAAUUAUAUAUACAAAUAUCCCGUGUGGGUCGAUUCCUUUGAACGAUCGCUGGCUUUUGUCAAGGACCUGCUGGCCGGGGGGAAUGCUGCAGAAGAGGAGAGGAGAGGGGCAGUGGGGGAUGGCCAGUGCACAUAAAUACCAAAAUAGGAUAGAGCUGCCUGCAACAGUCCUGCAACAGUCCUGCACGAGCUAAAUCGAGGUCUGUAUGUGUCUGUGUGUGUGUGUUUAAAGAGGAGCGUUCCAAUAGAGGACACUCUGUCGAGCGUUGAACCACAGGGACGUUGGUGGAACCAGCAUGAGAGAGACAAUGUCCCAGAAGCAAUCUGAUCUCUACACACACGACUUCCGUGAUGGCGACCACCCGGCGGAACUCCUGGACGCCCUGCGGCGCUUCUACGUCGGCGGCCUGUUCACCGACGUCGCUCUGCAGUGCGGCGAGUCCGGCCAGGUGUUCCACUGCCACAGGGCGCUGCUGUCGGCCCGCAGCGCCUACUUCAAGGUCAUGUUCACGGCCGACAUGCGGGAGCGCUCCGGCGGCGUCGUCAAGCUCAGCGGGGUGGCCUGCGGGGUCAUGGACGCCCUGGUGAACUACGUGUACACGGCUCAGCUGAGCAUCACCCAGGGCAACGUGCAGAGCCUGCUGGAGGCCGCCGACCUGCUGCAGUUCGUCUCGGUGAAGCGGGCCUGCGAGGAGUUUCUCGUUCGCCUCCUGGACGUGGACAACUGCUUGGGGAUGCACGCCUUCGCCGAGCUGCACCUGUGCGCCGGCCUGGAGAGGGAGGCGCGCAGGGUGAUGCUGAGCAGGUUCGCCGAGCUCAUCCGGCAGGAGGAGUUCCUGGAGCUGGACCGCGGGAAGUUGGGAUGGGUUUUGGCGGCGCAGAGCCUCGCCGCGCAGAGGGACGACGCGCUGGUAGAUGCCGUGGCCAGGUGGGUGACCCACGACUUCGAUGGCCGCGCCCACCGCUCGGCGGAGCUGCUGCUCGCCGUCCACGUGGACCUCGAUGAGGUUUACUUCGAGGCUGCUCUGGAGGUGCAGAGACGCCGUUUGCCCAACAGCGAAGACGUUUUUAAAUCUGCGGUCGUUCGGGCUUCGCGGCCCAAUGGCAAAGACGUGCCGGCGAGCGGGAAAAUGUCCUCCAGCAUGUAUAUCAUCGGGGGAUAUUACUGGCACCCUCUUUGCGAGGUGCACAUAUGGGAUCCCAUCGGUAACACCUGGGUACGAGGAAAAGACAUGCCUGACCACUCCAGAGAGAGCUACAGCGUCAGUUUACUUGGAGCAAAUAUCUAUGUGACCGGUGGUUACAGGACAAACACGGUUGAGGCCCUGGACACGGUUUCGGUCUAUAACUGUGACUACGACGAAUGGGCCGAGGGCUGCCCCAUGACCACAGCUAGAUACUACCAUUGCUCCGUGGCGCUGCAUGGCUGUAUUUAUGCCAUUGGAGGAUAUCGAGGAGGAGCACCAGAGCAAGAUACUGAAUAUUAUGAUCCCUUGAAGAAGAAAUGGUCCCCUUUGGCCAAAAUGAUCCAAGGUGUAGGAAAUGCCACUGCCUGCGUUAUGGGAGAUCAAAUCUAUGUGACCGGAGGUCACUAUGGGUACAGAGGAAACUGCACCUAUGAAAAAAUCCAAGUCUACAAGCCAGAUGUCAAUGAGUGGAGCAUCAUUACAAUAAGUCCGCAUCCAGAGUACGGGCUGUGUUCCGUGUCUCUCAACAACAAACUGUAUUUGGUGGGCGGACAGACGACUGUCGCAGACUGCUACGACAUAGAGAGAGACGAAUGGAGACCGAUAUCGGUGAUGAAGGAGAGGAGGAUGGAGUGUGGGGCCGUGGUCAUUAAUGGUGGCAUUUAUGUAACCGGGGGAUACUCCUACUCCAAAGGGACUUACCUGCAGACCAUUGAGAAAUACAACCCUGAGCUGGACUCUUGGGAGAUUGUGGGGACUCUCCCGAGCCCGACCAGAUCACAUGGAAGCGUUUGUGUUUACAGUGUUUAAACAGUGUGGUCAACUCCGUAUCGCAUACGUUUGUGCCAAAUGGAUCAGAUUGUGAACUGUACUCGUGUCAGAUAUCACACAUGAUCUCGGGUUAGGACGGUGUUACGGCUGCUAUGGAGAGCUUCCCAUUCCAACUGUGAAUAUAAUAACAAGUAUCACUUAAACUCAGGGGCUUCAUAAUUAGCACUUUACCUUUUUUUCUGUUUUAGAUCAGAGAAAUAAUUGAAAAGAAAAUAACGAUGAGUAAUAUUCAAAUUGUGAUUUCUUUCUGAAUUUGUAUUUGAGCUCCUUAUAGCAUACAUUGGACUAUAUACGCUUAUCACAUUGUUUGUAAACAGUCACGUGAAUAACUAUGCUUGGCUGCACAGUCUGUCCGUGUUUAUAUCAAAUUUGAUAUAAUUUGUAGUUUAAAUCAGAAUCAGCUUUAUUCGCAAUGUAUGCAUACACAUGGAGUCUAAUUCCAAACAUGUGUACAUGGAAUUAGAUCCUGGUUGCAUGUGUAUAUGAAGGUGCAGGCUUGAGGACCAGGUAAAUAUAUUAAUGAAUAUAUAAAGUCAAUUUGAAUAAAGCAAUGUACAACAAAAAAGGCAAUAAAAGGCGAUUUA
Molecule: messenger RNA, 3707 nt
Organism: Pungitius pungitius (ninespine stickleback)
Lineage: Eukaryota; Metazoa; Chordata; Actinopteri; Perciformes; Gasterosteidae
Gene: klhl23
Product: kelch-like family member 23
Exons: 4
Coding region: 1402-3102 (566 amino acids)
Molecular function (GO): protein binding
Source: RefSeq, a predicted model, not a curated record